GUGUUCAUAAUACACGAAAAUAUAUGUGCGUGCUUAAGUUGUAAACAACGAAUUAACACAGGAGCUCGUAAAGUAGCAAUUGCACAAGAAAGGCGAGGGUAAUAGUGUCAUUCUCCGAUCCCACCACCACCACCACCACCACCACCACCGCCGCACCAGUUUCUUCAUCUCCUCCUCCUACGUCUGAAAUUGAGAAAUCUGGAGAGGAGAAGAUAAGAUCAAACUUAAUUUCGCUUUUUUUUUUUUGAGUCGUUUCUGGGGAAGAUCUAAGUAGUAGUUGGAUUCGUUGAACGCAAGUGGAUUUGGUAAAGAGAGAGAGAGAGAGAGAGAGAGAAUCAAUGACGGAGGUUGUUCUUCACAUAUACGAUGUGACCAACAGUGGAUCUGAGAAGACUAACAACACCAUUGUUCAGAUCAAUAGGUUCUUUAAAGACGGGAUCGGUCUAGGCGGUAUAUUCCACAGCGCUCUUCAGGUAUAUGGAGAUGAUGAAUGGUCUUACGGGUAUUGUGAACAAGGAACUGGUGUGUUCAGCUGUCCCAGUGGCAAGAAUCCAAUGUACACUUAUCGUGAGAAAAUUGUCCUUGGGAAGACAGAUUGCACAAUCUUCAUGGUGAAUCAGAUGUUGCGUGAGCUCAGCAGGGAAUGGCCAGGACACACUUAUGAUUUGUUGUCAAAAAACUGCAAUCACUUCUGCGAUUUACUCUGUGACAAGCUUGGUGUGCCAAAGAUCCCAGGUUGGGUGAAUCGUUUUGCCAAUGCUGGUGACACAGCCUUGGAAGUGGCAGGAAACACGGCAAUGCGGAUGAAGCAAGCCAAAACAGAACUUGUGUCAGCUAGUAAAGUGGCUUAUCGCUUCCUCUCAAAUGUUACCUCGAACGUGACCAAUGGGUCCAAUGGCUCUCCACAGCGAACCGGAACUCUCAACAAUUCAGAUAAUGGGAACUUCAAACUGCAAGGUAGUUGGUUCAAAGGCAUACUUAACACUGCCAAACCCUCCACAAGUACAGAGAUAGGGCACAAAGAUGAAGAUGCAAACCAUGCAAUCACCAAUCAGAAAAAACAAAGCAGGGACUCUGAUGUUCUACUGUUUUAGUAGCAAUCAUCGCAAUGCAUAUGGUUAACUGUGUAUUCUCAGCACUAUUCUCCCGUUCUGUAAUCUUUACUUUGUAUCAACGUUGAACCCAUCAUUUUUUCCAAAUUUUUAUAUCAGCGUGUGCUUUUGUUAAGAUCA
Molecule: messenger RNA, 1232 nt
Organism: Camelina sativa (false flax)
Lineage: Eukaryota; Viridiplantae; Streptophyta; Magnoliopsida; Brassicales; Brassicaceae
Product: deSI-like protein At4g17486
Biological process (GO): protein deubiquitination
Molecular function (GO): deubiquitinase activity
Source: RefSeq, a predicted model, not a curated record